CAGCGGCAGAUCAAGGAGAAUUACCCACUCUUUAACACUUCCUCUCUUCUUCCCUAAUCAUCACUCUAUAAUGCUUCUCUUUCUCUCUCUCUCUCUCUCUCUCUCUCUCUCUCUCUCUCUAAGUUAUAAAAAAAUUUCAUUGACCUGCUUGGCGCCACAUCAUGCCCCUCCUCCCUCUGCCGACACGGUUCAUUCGUCGCGUGACAAAGAAUCUACUUGUUCCUCCAUCCAUCGGCCGGCCUUCACCCUUCCCUCUCAAAUCUAACUCUCAGCCGUCCGAUAAGAUCUCGCUUUUUUUAAUCACUUCCAUUUCUCUCCCUCUCAGUCUGCAAUCCGUCUUCCUAGAUCCACUCUGAUCACCAAACUCUCUCUCUCCCCCUUCUCUCUCUCACUCUCUGAAGAAGAGGGUGUUGGAUCGGAUUGGAUCGAUGGCAGAAGGGCACGCGCAGACAUGGACGACGAGGAGGGGUAGCAACCCGAAGCUCGAGAGCCAGACCAUCGUGGACAUCCCGCCGACGCCCACCGGCGAAGGAAAGUACGGCAGCGCCUCGGUGUUUGGAGCCUCGUCGCAAGACUUGGUGACCGCCUUCUUCAUCGUGUCCUGGUACCUGUCCAACAUCGGCGUGCUCAUCCUCAACAAGUACCUUCUCAGCUUCUAUGGCUACCGCUACCCAAUCUUCCUCACCAUGCUCCACAUGUGCGCCUGCGCCCUCUACAGCCUCCUCGCCAUCCACGGUCUCUCCCUUGUUCCCCUCCAGCUCAUUGUCUCCCGCCGCCAGUUCCUCAAGAUCUUGGCCCUCUCUGCCAUCUUCUGCUUCAGCGUCGUCUGUGGCAACACCUCCCUCCGCUACCUCCCCGUCUCCUUCAACCAGGCCAUUGGCGCAACCACUCCCUUCUUCACUGCCGUCUUCGCCUUCCUCAUCACCUGCAAGCGCGAGACCGCCGGCGUGUACCUUGCUCUGCUUCCCGUGGUUCUGGGCAUUGUGCUCGCCAGCAAUAGUGAACCUCUUUUCCACCUCUUUGGAUUCAUUGUCUGUCUUGGCUCCACCGCAGGCCGUGCCCUCAAAUCGGUGGUCCAGGGGAUCCUGCUCACCUCCGAGGCAGAGCGGCUUAACUCCAUGAACCUGCUCAUGUACAUGGCCCCCAUGGCGGCCGUGCUGCUGCUGCCCGUGAGCCUCGCCGUUGAGGGGAAUGUGGCUGCCGUCACCAUCGAGAAGGUGACGGGGGAGCCGUUCCUCCUCCUGCUCUUGUUGGGCAACAUGACUGUAGCCUAUCUGGUUAACCUGACCAACUUCUUGGUGACCAAGCACACCAGCGCCCUUACGCUUCAGGUGCUGGGCAAUGCCAAGGCCGCCGUGGCUGCUGUGGUUUCUGUUCUCAUCUUCAGGAAUCCGGUGACUGUAAUGGGGAUAACGGGUUUUGCAAUUACCAUAAUGGGGGUUGUGCUUUAUAGCGAAGCCAAGAAGAGAUCUAGGUCUCAGUAUUAGCAGUAAAGAUGCAUCUGGAAGACGAUUGAAAAAAGGUGGUUGAUGAAAUUUUUGUACAGACUAUCGAAAGCCAAUUGAAGCCAUUCUUUUGGAGAUUGUGAUCGGACCAAGGAUAUCCCAGGUCAUGAAGAUAGAUUUUCUUCUCUUCUUUGUUCUUGUCGAAUUAUUAUUUUUGAGUUGUGGUAGUGAUAAUGCAAAUGAACCAAGAUUUUGAUUUUUCCGGCUCAUUUGUGACCGGUACCCGGGUGAGCUAACCUAAUGGUUGGUUCCUUUUUCUUUUUCUUGUUUUCCCAUUUAAGUGAUCUAACCUUACUCUUUUGUGGGUGGGGGAUCAAUUAAUGCUUUCCUUCUUUAAUUUGUAAUCAUCCAUUGCCUUUGGAAAUUAUAUAUUCUAUUGCUUUUUCUUUGCA
Molecule: messenger RNA, 1897 nt
Organism: Nymphaea colorata (pocket water lily)
Lineage: Eukaryota; Viridiplantae; Streptophyta; Magnoliopsida; Nymphaeales; Nymphaeaceae
Product: probable sugar phosphate/phosphate translocator At1g12500
Exons: 1
Coding region: 429-1487 (352 amino acids)
Cellular component (GO): Golgi apparatus
Molecular function (GO): antiporter activity
Source: RefSeq, a predicted model, not a curated record